GUGUUCACAACACCAGACGAAGUUCGCCAGUACUGCAGGGACGUAGUUAGCAUGCUAGCUGCCGAGCCGCAGGCUAGUCUGGCUGCUUCAACGUCGUUGUCAGAAUUGAACGCGAGCGGGUUCAGGACGGUUCUGACCCGCGUGGGUUUGAGCGGGCUGCUAACCUCGUUUGUUGUGGUAUUAACCAUGCCACGGUGCUACUUGCUACGUUAGCAGGGAGACGUGGAUGAUGCUUAAAGGUUUCCUAGCGUUACCUUCUUGCAGCAAUGGCCUGAGGGACUCUCUGGACUGAAACCAAGACGCUGAUAUGCAUUGAGGAUGAGUGGAGUCGGUGAAAACCCAUCUGACCCUGCCAGGGCAGAGUCACGAAAACGCAAAGAAUGUUCUGCCGAACUCCUAGGACCCAGUCCAAAGCGGAGCAACGAGAAGCGCAACCGCGAGCACGAGAACAAAUACAUCGAAGAGCUCGCCGAGCUGAUCUUUGCCAACUUCAACGACAUCGACAACUUCAAUGUCAAGCCUGACAAAUGUGCAAUCCUGAAGGAAACUGUGAAGCAGAUCAGACAAAUAAAAGAGCAAGAAAAAGCUGCAGCAGCAAAUGAGGAGGAAGUACAGAAGGCUGAUGUCUCAUCAACAGGCCAAAGUGUGAUUGACAAAGAUGCCUUGGGACCAAUGAUGCUGGAGGCCCUGGACGGCUUCUUCUUUGUGGUGAACAUGGAGGGUAACAUUGUGUUUGUGUCUGAAAACGUGACCCAGUACCUGCGCUACAACCAGGAGGAGCUAAUGAACACCAGUGUCUACAGCGUGCUGCACGUCGGGGAUCAUGCCGAGUUCAUCAAGAACCUGCUGCCCAAAUCCCUCGUGAAUGGCGUCCCAUGGUCCAGCGAGGGUCCGAGGAGGAACAGUCACACAUUCAACUGCCGGAUGCUGGUCAAUCCCCACAGCGACAACCAGGACGAGCUGCACGAGCACGAGCCUCAGCAGCAGAAAUAUGAGACCAUGCAGUGUUUCGCCGUUUCGGAGCCCAAGUCCAUCAAGGAGGAAGGAGACGACUUUCAGUCAUGCCUGAUCUGUGUGGCUCGCAGGGUGCCAAUGAAGGAAAGACCCAUGCAUCCCACGCAUGAGAGCUUCACCACACGCCAAGACCUGCAAGGUAAGAUAACGUCCCUGGAUACCAGUCUGCUGCGGGCGUCCAUGAAGCCGGGCUGGGAGGACCUGGUGAGGCGCUGCAUCCAGAGGUUCCACCUACAGAACGAUGGAGAGAUGUCUUUUGCCAAGAGACAUCAGCAGGAAGUGCUCCGCCAUGGCCAGGCCUUCAGCCCCAUCUACCGUUUCUCCCUGUCUGAUGGAACCAUCGUGUCAGCCCACACCAAGAGUAAACUGGUGCGCUCGCCCGCCACCAAUGAACCCCAGCUCUACAUGUCCCUGCACAUUCUUCAGAGAGAGCAGACAGUAUGUGGAAUGGCCCAGGACAUGGGUCCUGGCAGUCAGGCCACAGGGAUGGCUCCCAAACCGAUGAAUUCCUCCACGCCCUCCAUGACUCCUCCAACCCCAGGCAGUUUGCCAGGUUCAGGGCCCCAGGGCCAAGACACUACCAUCAGCAGCAACAGCACGCCUUUUUCCUCUCCAGGCCCUGCUGGUCCCAGAGAACCAGCAGCCAUGGGGGGCCAUAUGCAGGGCUACCGUUUUGGCUGUCCCCCACCCCAUAACCACACUGGGGGCAUGCAACCGCCCCAGCAGGGCCCCAACUGGAGGAUGAACAGUCCUUCUCGCGCUAGCCCCAGCCCAGCCGGUGGACCCCAUCCACCUCAACAGAACUCUAUGCUGUCUCCCAGGCACCGAGGUAGUCCUGGGGGGGCAGGCAGCCCUCGUGUAGCAGGAGGCCUGCACUCACCCUCCCCGGUGGGGAUGUGUGGUGGAGGGCCUGGAGGUGCAGGUAGUAGUAGCACGGCUAGCACCCAUGCUAACAGCUACACUAGUAGUUCUCUGUCAGCUCUGCAGGCCCUAAGUGAGUGCCACGGUGUAGGACACGGGCAUGGGGCCCCUCAUACACACGCACUAGGGUCUCCUGACCGAAAGAUAGGCUCCCCAGCUGGGGUCACACCAGGGUCAGGGGUGAACACUCAUCUGAUGUCAAAACUUGGAGGAGGCAGUGGUACUGGUGGUGUUACAGGGGACUCAUUUGGAGAAGUUGGUCAGGGCCACACUCAGGGCCAGACAGAGAGCAACUUAGCUGAGCCCAAGGAGGAGAGGGAAGGGCCCCCUGAGGGCCACGAAGCUCACAAUCGUCUUCAUGACAACAAGGGCCACACCAAGCUACUGCAACUGCUCACCACCAAGCCAGAGCCUCUGGAGACGCCCCUGUCUCCUGGAGGUGAAGGUAAAGACCAGACAGGGACUGGGGUCCGGGGUGGCCUCAAUGGAGGGAACACUCAUGCCACAUCCCUUAAGGAAAAACACAAGAUCCUCCACCAACUGCUCCAGAACAGUACAUCUCCAGUAGACCUGGCCAAACUCACUGCAGAGGCCACAGGGAAAGAGCUGGGCCAAGACCAAACCCAGGGGGCUGGUAGUACAGCUUCUGGGGCAGAAAUGUCUCUUAAGCAGGAGCCCUUGAGCCCUAAGAAGAAGGACAAUGCUCUGCUACGUUACCUGCUGGAUAAGGAUGACACUGGACUGAAGGACAAGGUACCUAAACUGGAGCCCGGGGAGGUGAAGGUCGAAGGAGGCAAACACCCUCUUGUGAAGACGGAGAAACAAGACACGGGAUACGACCGGGCUGAACAGUCGUCGGAGCUGGAUGACAUCCUGAAUGACCUGCAGAAUGCUCAGCCGCAGCUCUUCUGUGAGCCGCGGCCCGUUUCGUUGCCCAGUCCCAUGGACAAACAGAACAUCAUCAAUGACAUCUUGCAGAUGUCCGAGACCAAUCCCACCGUGGCGCAGCAGCAACACAGGGGCAUCGGGACUGGCAUGGGCCCAACGAACUUUGCGGGAGUCCGACCAGGCCAGCCGGGAAGGGGUCUGCCUGUGAGGAGCGUGUCUCUAGACAUGAAUGUAUCCCCCCAGCAGUCUUCAUUACAGUACCCCAUAAGGGCCACAAGCCCAUACACUCUUAUGCAACAGCAAGGCAUGGUGGGAAGUCACGGCAUGAUGGCUAACCAGGCCGGUAUGGUCAGCACAGGACUGAUGGCUCCAGGGGGUCCACGUCCAGGCAUGCAGCAGCAGCAGCAGCAGCAGCAGCAGCAGGAGGGCUGGGUGGGUUCAGCCUCUGCGCCUCCUCUUGGAGCGUCCGGCCCUGGGCAGCCAGGUCCCAUGCAAGCCAGGAUGGGGCCGAACGGUGCUCCCAUGAGGCCCAACAGCCAGCCAGGGCCUCGACCGAUGCUACAGUCCCCAAUGAUGGCCAGUGCCCAACCUGAUAUGGAUAUUGGUAUGGUCAGCCACCAUUUCCCCCAACAACAGGCUCCACCCAACCAGACAGCCCCCUGGCCAGACAGCAUGAUGCCCAUCGACCAGACCGCUUUUGUUAACCAGACCAGGCCAGUGCACCCUGCGCAACAGGAUGAAUUGCUGUGUAGUACGGGUCACGGCUCUGGUGAUGGCAGUGCAGUAGACGAGGGGGCCCUGAUGUCUCAGCUGUACACUGCACUAAAAGAUUUUGAUGGCCUGGAGGAGAUUGAUCGUGCUCUAGGGAUCCCUGGUCUGGUAGAACAGAAUCAAUCAAUGGAGCCGGACCAGUUCCCUCAGGACCCCUCCAUGUUAAUAGACCAAAAGCCCCCCAUGUACACCCAGCAAUUUGGUCCCCCACCAUCCCACAUGGCCCAAAGGGGCUACCCAGGUGCUCCCAUGCAAGAGCAAGGCUUCCACCCCAUGGCUAACCAGAUAGGUCCACGCCCAGGUUACCCCAUGAUGAGGAUGCAGGCCCGGCCCGGUCUUAGGCCUACUGGGGUCGUCCCCAACCAGCCCAAUGCACUACGACUACAGCUCCAGCACCGGCUACAGUCACAGCAGAACCGUCAGCCAAUGAUGAGUCAGAUGAGUAGUGUGUCAAAUGUGAACCUACCUCUUAGAGCCAGUGCGCCAAACCAGGGGACCAUCAAUGCUCAGAUGUUGGCACAGCGUCAGCGAGAGCUGCUGAGUAAUCACCUGAGACAGAGGCAGCAGCAGCAGCAGCAGCAGCAGGCCCAGCAGGUUCAGCAGCAGAGGAGCAUGGCCAUGAGGGCCCAGGGUCUCAACCUGCCCCCCAACAUGGCUGCCGGAGGCAUGAGUAACCCGCGGAUUCCCCAGGCCAACCCUCAGCAGUUCCCCUAUCCACCCAGCUACGGUACCAGUACAGGCCUGGCCUCGCCACCUCCCCCUACCAGCCCCUUCUCCUCCCCUCUCUCCCCCAGCCUGCCCUCUCUCCCCCCCAACCCUCAGCUCCACAUGCAUGGCACCUCCUCCUCUUCCUCCACCUCCUCACAGAUGAUGAUGGGAAACACAAACUUGAUGGGCGGACAGUACGGGGCCGUACUCAGCCCCCAAAUGCAGCACAGUGCCUUUCAGUUUCCCAACUCAGGUAUGAGCCAACAGGCAGACGGAGGCUUUGGAGGUCCGGGCACACCGCAGAGCCCCCUGCUUUCUCCCCGCAUGGCCCACACACAGUCCCCAAUGAUGCAGCAGAGCCAAGGAAACGCUGCUUUCCAGGGCUCCCCUGACAUGAACGGCUGGCCACAAGGAAACAUGGGAGGCAACAGUAUGUUCUCACAGCAGCAGGCAUCGCCGCAGUUCGCCCAGCAGAGUAACAGCAACAUGUACAACGGAAAUGGCAUGAACCUCAACAAUGUCUCCAUGGCCAGCAACAUGGCAACCAGCAGCAUGGGCCAGAUGGCCGGACAGAUGAGUGUUACGUCCAUGGCCUCAGGGCCCUCUCCCGGCUUGCCCUCCAUGGGGCAAGAACAGAAAUACUGUUGACCCUCAUGGAGUUCUUACCCUGAACCUCACUGAUCAGCUGGAGCAAGGAGUGCGUCGGCCCUUUCAAAAAUUGUACAAACAUGUAACUAACCGAUUGCCCCUUGAACCAGCCAGGCGGUGCCCUGACCUUGUCUCCCCAGCCCAUGAUUGCCGUCUGUCCCAGCUGGGCCUCUUCGGCUUCCCCGGAGGAGCCUGGACCCGUACAGACACAGGAGAGUGAAGAGGGCUGGGGAAGGAUGGUGGACCUCUGUCCAACAUGCCUCACCCUCCUGGAGGAGCCUUGUGAUGAGCCAGUCUGUCUGCCUGUCCAGCUGCAUUCACCGUAGUGUGACUUACUGUAGGCCUCCUGGUUUGGGGGGCACCGACCUAAGGGGGCAGCAGUGGUUGGGAUCCCUUGUUCUGAUGAAUGUAUUCCUCUCAGUGGACAGCGGCCAUUUACAAUCUCAUCUCAAAAAUGACGUACACUGAUUUUUCUUUUAUGUCCUAUUUUUCUCACACAUUUGUGACAUUUCCACAUAGUUCCAAAAUGGCAGCAAAGACUCCAAGUUAUGUUCAAAUUCAUGAAUGGAGCUCAAACACUUAGCCAGUUUUGCCUUUUUGCUGUUCUUUAUUUUAUUAUUAUUUUAGUUUUUGUUGUUUUUUCUUGUGAGAAUUAAGAUGUAGAAUGAAGAUAUGGUUGAAAAAAAUGACCUUGAAAACACUGCAGAAGAAUGGUUUGAGUGGAAUGGUGAUUUGUAUGAUUAGACUAAUUUAGUCAAGAGGUUUAUAUAGUGUAUUAAAUUAAGUUUUAUUUUUCUGUAUAGAUUCAUUUUAAUUAUUGUAGAUGAUGAUUAUGAUUAUCCUAGUAGCAAGAACAAGAAAAGAAUUCUAAAAGUGUGAAAGAGGCACUUUUUAAAUAAUUUUAACAGUAAUGGUUGUAUUCUUUCUGAGAAGAUUCUUCUAUUAACAUGAAUAAUGGAUUAUACUUCGGUCCUUUAGUUUCAGAAGAAGAUCUCAAAAUCAUAUAUGGUUUGAAAAUGAAUUUCAGAGAUUGUACAUACCAAUAAGUAAAACAUUGUCUUUCCUAUUUAUUUUAUUCCUUAGGGUUUGAUUCCCCCGUCUGGUCACAACUGCCUUUUGGAGCAGAGAAGGGUUGUUGUUUUUUUUGUCUUUUCUUUUCUUUUUCGUAGAGUUUUUUGGGAAGUGGAGUGGGAGCCUUUACAAUCUGAUGUUCUGGUACGAUGCAGACGGGUGAGGGGGGGGGGGAAUAGAGGGGUCGUAAGGGGGUGUGCUGUCUAUACAGUGUACAGAUUAUCGCUUGCUUCUCUGCCUUUAGCAUAGAACACCAUUAAAAAAAGGAGGAAAAAAACGUAUACAAGUUCAACACAGCCAUACAAUAACUCAAAAAAAUAAAUAACAGAUGUGUGCUUUCUAUGUUGUCUGGAGUGAAAAGUGCUUCAUACAAGCUGCUAGGUGCAAACUGUUCUGGUGUGAUGUAAACGAGCAAUAACGAUUACUUGAGAAUCUCUUGGGUUUUUUUUGGUCUUUUUGUUUUUGUAAUUUUUGUACAGUUUCCUGAAUAAAAAGGACACAUUUUUGCUCCACGUUUGGGUGCAGUAUUAAA
Messenger RNA from Cyclopterus lumpus (lumpfish), 6553 nucleotides. RefSeq names its product nuclear receptor coactivator 2 (gene ncoa2). Gene Ontology annotation, cellular component: nucleus. Bases 319 to 4950 code for a protein of 1543 amino acids. The transcript is spliced from 22 exons. Gene Ontology annotation, biological process: cellular response to hormone stimulus; positive regulation of transcription by RNA polymerase II. Lineage: Eukaryota; Metazoa; Chordata; Actinopteri; Perciformes; Cyclopteridae. Gene Ontology annotation, molecular function: nuclear receptor binding; protein dimerization activity. The record is from RefSeq and is a predicted model, not a curated record.